CAAUAUAAAUAGCCGCGAAAAAAAAUCUCAUUACUCUGAAUUCUAAUUUGUAAAUAAGUUUCAACUACUUACUAGUGACAUUAUGAAACUUCAAUUAAUUCAAUUUUUAUUGGCUUCUUUAUCAGCCAACUUGGCAAUUGGGCAAGAGCCAAUAGUGACAUUUGAUAAAAUAACAACCACUGUUGUGGCAAAUAAUCCAUUUGCUGGUGAUUGGUCCUGCGAAAUAUCUGGUUCAGGAGAAAUAGGAUCUUGUAAAAUUCCAAUGAAAAAAGAUUUGCCUGACACUAUGAGGAUGAAAGGGAACAUCGAAUUUCAAGGAAGUGAAGUUGUAGAUUUUGAUGUAACUGUUUGUGAAGCAUUCGAAAAUGAGGAAGUCGGUAAAGAUAUUCUUAAGCACGGAAUACCGAAAGGCGAAUUCCCUCAACAGUGUCCAUGCAAAGCGGGCAUGGAUUAUGAAAUAAGCAACUAUAAAGUUCCUAAAGAAAAAAUACCACCAGGUGUACCAGACGGUGACUUUUCUGCUGACCUUUAUAUGUACGAACCAGGCAAAGAUCCUUACGGAACAGUACACAUCGAAGGGAAAAUAUCUCACGAAUUACCCAAACCUCCUGGAUUGGGACGUUAAUUAGUAAUUAGUUUUUAUUUUGAUUUUGAUUUUUGACGAUGUCACCAUGGCAAUAUCUAUAUGAUUUUCUAGUAGUAUUUGUAGGGCAUAUAUAAGAAUAAUUAUUUUAAUGAUAAUACUUGCCUAUGUACUUGAAUAAAUUAGUUGUGCGU
Messenger RNA from Microplitis mediator, 777 nucleotides. RefSeq lists its product as uncharacterized. The record is from RefSeq and is a predicted model, not a curated record. Lineage: Eukaryota; Metazoa; Arthropoda; Insecta; Hymenoptera; Braconidae. The coding region runs from base 83 to 625 and encodes 180 amino acids. The transcript has 4 exons.